Molecule: messenger RNA, 1647 nt
Organism: Vanessa atalanta (red admiral)
Lineage: Eukaryota; Metazoa; Arthropoda; Insecta; Lepidoptera; Nymphalidae
Gene: Nanoso
Exons: 7
Coding region: 93-1010 (305 amino acids)
Biological process (GO): negative regulation of translation; oogenesis
Cellular component (GO): perinuclear region of cytoplasm
Molecular function (GO): zinc ion binding; mRNA binding
Source: RefSeq, a predicted model, not a curated record
CGAACUUGUCGAACGUUAGUGGAUGUAGUGUACAGACGCUUUCAUAAUUUAAUUUUAAAUAAAUACGACCAAUUUGACAAACAUAGUAAAAUAUGGGUCUUAAUAAUUUUAGUGAUUAUGGUAGUGGUUCUUCGUCGGAAUCGUUCACGCCAUGGGGAAGCCACGACACGUGGUCUGAAUUUCAGUCACUGUUACAAGAACCAGACAACACAAGAAGGCCGAGAUCAUCGAGCUUCACGGAUAUGUUGUCACCAGGCUUCUCUAUCGAUGCUAUAAUGCAAGAAUUCAGGCAAAACGGAUCCGACUCCCCCUACGACCCCGAGGAUGAAACGUUGAUCAAUUUUAAUAGCAGAGCGCUUGGCGGUAUGGGUCCAUCAAACGCAUACCUUCGUCAGAAGUCGUGGCCUGCUCCUGAGGCAUCCCCGUCUGUAUGUCUGCAGCAACCAGCGGAGAUCAAACGAAGCGCUGCUGAGAUUAUGUUAUCUGUGACUCCUGCUGAAGUUUCAUCGACACCAGAACCGUUGCCAGUAUUGGAGUCACAUGUGAUCAGCGAGCAACAGCUGCGGGUACUGAGUUCACUUCCCAACUCCGUGUUGUACUCGCUGCUGAAAGAGCUCGAACAGAAUCGCUUGCAGCUUGCGGCGCCUAGUAAGCAAGUCGAGGAAAUGGAGUGUCGCUUCUGCAAGAACAACGGCGAGCGCGAGUCGUACUACCGCUCGCACCGCCUGCGCGUGCGCGGCCGCGUGGCGUGCCCCGUGCUGCGCGCCUACCGCUGCCGGCGCUGCGGCGCGCGCGGCGACCACGCGCACACGCUCAAGUACUGCCCGCUCGCCACCGCCGACGAGCGCAUGAAGUCGGCGGCGAUGCUGCGCAGCGUGCGGCUCGCGUCGGGCCGGCGCCGCGCCGCGCCCGCCGCGCGCCCCCCGCGCGCCGCCCCCGCGCCCCUCGCCGCGUGCGAGGCGCCACUCGAUCCUAUCUGGGAGGCGUUGGAGAAGAAACUUAUGCUGUGAGCGAGCACCGAAUUAUAUUCUAUAUUUUGUAUAAUGCAUAUUAUGAAAAUUAUCACGUUUGAUUUUUUAAUAGGAAUUGUCGAGUGCCAUUUGUUAAUCGAAUCGGCUCAUAGAUGGCGCUAGUGGUUAUGUCAUAACGAUCAUGUUUUUUUUUUCUUUUUUUUAUAUGUGGCGAUACUCGUGUAUUGUAAUUUUGUUUUUCUUAAAUUAAUAUUGACGAUAUUAUUAUAUUAGUGAACGACGAUCGAAGUCCCGAUGUCAUUGAAGGUAUUUUAUAUGAUUAUAUUAGUAUUGUACAUCCGAUUGCUUUGUACGGCACAAAGUUAUUAUAUUAUCAAUUUAUUAUUUUUUCGUUACUUGAAUCGUAUUGAGUAACGGUUUUAAAUCUAGACAAAACUUUUUGAAACUUCCAAACGAUAUUUUGUAUUUUUGUUCAAUGAAUCAAUUUAAUUCAGUCAUCUGACUUUGGCGGACGUUUUAAUAAAUGAAAUUACGUAAACGCGAAUACAUUUUAGCGUUCAAUCGUAAAUAAUUGGUCACUAAAAUGUUUAUGAAAUCUGUAAUCGAGCAUAAAAUUAAAUUUUAAAACAAACUUCAAAUACGACAUUAAAAAAAUCUUUGUUAAUCGAAUUAAAAA